AGGCUCGGAGGGGGCUGCGGGGAUCAUGCCGGGGGGGCUGCGCCUCGGCAUCGCUUUCGCCGCGGACGCAUCGCCCUCCAUGGAGCCCGGACUUUCUCUACAAUGACUUUCCCCGAGCUGAGCAAUGCCAGCUUGAGUGGGAACCGGACGGGGCAGAGCGGUGCCAACCAGUCCUGGGGGCUGCAAGGCCAGGACCCCUCCGAGGGCAAUGGGACCACGCUGACUUUCGCCUUGGACGUGCAGGCGGUGGGCGUCGGGGUGUUCCUGGCCGCCUUCAUCCUCUCGGCCAUCGUGGGGAACAUCCUAGUCAUCCUCUCGGUGGCUUGCAACCGGCACUUGCAGACGGUCACCAACUACUUCAUCGUCAACCUGGCCAUCGCCGACCUGCUGCUCAGCACCACGGUGCUGCCCUUCUCGGCCACCCUGGAGGUGCUGGGCUUCUGGGUGUUCGGGCGCAUCUUCUGCAACAUCUGGGCAGCGGUGGACGUGCUGUGCUGCUCCGCCUCUAUCAUGAGCCUGUGCAUCAUCUCUGUGGACAGGUACAUUGGCGUCAAGUACUCUCUCAAGUACCCCACCAUCAUGACAGAGAGGAAGGCCGGGGUCAUCCUCGUGGUGGUCUGGCUGUCCUCCAUGGUCAUCUCCAUCGGGCCGCUGCUGGGAUGGAAGGAGCCACCACCGCCAGACGAAAGCAUCUGUAGCAUCACAGAGGAGCCGGGUUAUGCCCUGUUCUCCUCCCUCUUCUCCUUCUACCUGCCCCUCAUGGUCAUCCUGGUGAUGUACUUCAGGAUCUACGUGGUGGCCAGGCGGACCACCCGGAGCUUGGAGGCAGGGGUCAAGAAGGAGAGGAAUAAAUCCAUGGAGGUGGUGCUGCGCAUCCACUGCCGGAGUGUGCUGGAGGAGCCUCUCUCCAGCACCCGGAGCAAGGGGCACAACUUCAGGAGCUCCCUCUCCGUGCGGCUCCUCAAGUUCUCCCGCGAGAAAAAAGCAGCCAAGACUCUAGCCAUCGUCGUGGGCGUUUUCAUCCUCUGCUGGUUCCCCUUCUUCUUCGUCCUGCCUUUCGGUUCUUUCUUCCCAUCGCUGAAGCCCUCAGACAUGGUCUUCAAGGUCAUCUUCUGGCUGGGAUACUUCAACAGCUGCGUGAACCCGAUCAUCUACCCUUGCUCUAGCAAAGAGUUCAAGCGAGCUUUCAUCAGGCUGCUCAAGUGCCAAUGCCGCCGGAGAAGGAGGCCCAUCUGGCGGGUCUACGACCACCACUGGCGAGGGGCCUCCAUGAACAGCUCCGGGCGAGACUCGGAGGCAGACCUGAGGCCCAGAAUUAGCACCCUGAACAGUUCGUUCAUAUUUAGCUCCUCCUUGCAGGAGAGAGCCACUAAGAGGAGAACACUCAGCUUCAAGGGCUGGAAAAUGCUCACACCAUUCCAGAAACCAGCAUCUACCCAGCUGAAGGAAAAGAUGAACAGCCUUUCUAACAAAAUCCGGGGUGGCUCCAGCAAAGGAGGGGUGACAGCCACCUACAAAACCGAGGUGGAGUCUGUUUCUAUUGGGAUCCCGCAUGACUUCACAGAAACCAUCGACUAUCAAACCUAUGACUUAACAGACUGCUGCGGGCUGAGAGAAACAGAUAUUUAAAGCCCCCGGGACAGCUGUGGAUGGUUUCUUUAGAGGUAUCUAGCAGAAACACAAAGGGAUGCCGUCUGUGGGUCUGUCAGGCAGACUGGAAGCAGCAAUUGGGUAUAAAACAUGGUCACCCAAAGGUUACACAAGCAUCCCCCACAGAGAGGUCAGCCCCUUCUCUGGGAUUAUGGGUUCCUCAAAUAAGAACCAGUGUCAUAUCCCAUUUUAAGGAGCCAUGGCAGAAGGGGAAGAAGUGAGGUGGAUAUGGCCUUAGGAAAAGAGCUGUUUCCUCCAAUGGGAUUGUUAUGUGUCUUUGGAAGAAAGUGUGCAAUUAAGGGAAAUCAGGAUGUCUCCUUUGCCUUAAAAACAACAUAAAAUACAAUAGAAAGACCAUACCCCAAAAGAUGCCAACCCUGCCUUAGCACAUGUGACCACUUUUCCUUCCAGACGUGGCAUCCAGAAAGGAGGCUGUCAAGUGGUAGCUGGCAGCUGCCCCUUUAGCCCAUGGGCUGGGAGCUGGGAGCUUGCAGGACUGGACAGGACCUCCAGCCCAGGUCUCCGCUCUCCGGAGCAAGAACGCUGUAGUGUUCCCAGGCAGGUUGGAGAGGACCAUGGCUCUCAGUUGUCGUGUCUGCAAUGACCACAGCUUUGCCAGGUCUGCACAGCCUGGCUUUAGGCCAGAACAGCUGUCCUGAUUUAUACACUGAUGCCAAUGGGUGUGUGGGUCUCUCUUCUCUGAUUCUAACUUAUGAUGCAUUUCACAUUUCACCUUUGAGUCCAAAAUGAACUAGCAAUCUGCCUUGCUCUAGUGCACUUCCCUCUGUAAUACAGAGAGAAAGCAAUUCCUUCUGAUGUCGGCCAUCCCGGGCCGCUUCUCUCCCCUUCCUACUCUCAAUUGCCAUCUCUCUCAAAUAAUAUUAAAUAAAGAUGUACCCUAGGGGUUCAGCUCAGGUCCAAACUCAACCUGCCCUAUGGCUCAGGAAAAAUGGGAUGGUUGAGUUUGGGGCCCAUUUCUACUGCUCAUAGAGUCAAAGCUAAAACGGAGCUGAAGUGCAGUGGGAGCUCCCUCGUGUAGACGCAUCUUGUCCCCAGUCAGGAUUAUAUCCAUGAUUCUUCUCCCAGGUGACUUCACACGUGCCUGACCUUGAAGCCUUUGGUGGCUAUCAGUAAUUGACCUUCUUUGUGUCUGCUAGCAUGGACAAAAACAAUGUGGAUAAGGGUUCCUUUUCUCCGCUCACAAUCCCAGAGUGCAAGCUCCCCGCAGGAAGGCACUGUGGCCUCCUCCCCGGGACAAUAAGGGGACAGAGCUGUGACAACACAGCCUACCCCGGCCAGGCUCACUGCACCUUGCGCUUUGCUGCUCGGAAAACUAGUUGCUCACGCCCUGCUCGGCCAUGCAUUUCAGGCACUGGUUUUAUCCCAUUCCAGACAGACAACGAGCCCAGGAGUUUCCACAACGUGUGAACAUUAGAUUUAGCAGUGAGCACAGGCCCGAGACACCCAGGUGCUGGAGGUGAGGCCUGGAUCGGAGGCGUAGCAUCUCAAGCCUAGUCUGCAAGGUAAAUAAAGAACAGGAACAUGAAGUACAGGGAUGGAGACAUGAUGCUUGAUCUGUCUUGGAUGGAAACUCACCCACGUAAGCACUGUCCCCAAAACCUAUUAGGGGUCUUUCAUGCAUGGGGCCUACAGCACAUGCAGCUACUCAUCCUAAGGGUGGCUAUCAAAAGAGAUGAAAGGCUCUUACUUUUCAAGGGAACAAGAGUGAUACAGUGCAUACUGAGACAUGGUAUCCUGAGUGGGUCCCGUCUCCACACCCAUAACACCCUUCUGCCCUUCACUCAAUGCAGUGGACUCUGAACUGGACAAAUUACUGCACAAACGCUUGCAGAUAUUGUCCAAAUAUUUUCCUCCCAGAAGCUAACCCCAUCAAGAAGCAGGGGCAGCGCUGCACUCUUGCUGAACCCAAGCUCAUUACUGCCUGCAUGUUCAGAAGUGGCAAGUGUUUGCAAAAGCAGCCAGAAAUUGCCAGCUUGCAAGGUUCAAGCCUACCAAAGCAAGGGCCCAAGACCCCUGUGGGGAAAAGCAUUUUUCUUUUGCUGUUUCUUUGGCCUUCAGGGGAAGCGAGACCCUGUGUGAUGAUGCGACACACAGAAAGUCACAGAAAGUCAUUUUGCAGUGUACGGACUGCUCCUGCCACUGGUUUGUGGACAAUUUUGGAUUUGGGUGCCCAUGCUGAUGGGAGAGCACAGCCACCAAUGGGGAUUCAGCGGGGAAGUCAUCAGGAGCGCUAGGAGAGGGCAGUUGCGGAAGAGCUUUCCUGGCCAGAGUGGAGAUGCCGGGAAGGACACCGGCGAGGUAAAAGGGUUGCUCCUCCUGCGCUUUGCCUUCCUCUCUGGAUGCACGUGCACGCGUAGUACCAUCAGAGGGAGUAAAUACACCCAGAGCAGCAUUUUUUGCCCCCUUCUGAUGACAACAUUUUGCAGGCCUGACACGUGCAAGUGUAAUGUAAGCAAUUUUGGGGCACAGUUUAGGAUGAGCUGAUGCAGACAUAAUCAGACCCUGAGAUUACUCACAAUGUUAACUGCACAAACAGAGGUGAAAGUCAGAUCAAGGGGAAGAUGGACAUCUGCCAUUAAAUGCUCUCUGAUGCCCUGGAGUGUUUUUAUCUGAUGUGUGUCAGCCUCGGUGGGAAUCCAGCCAGACAGCCAUAGUACAUGGCAACAUAUGUGCAUCCAUGACCAUCUAGAUACAAGUACACAUUUUGCUACACCUGUGUAUAUAAAGUCAUCUCCAAAAUGGCAGACCUUCUCCUAUAAAGCGGAGGCUUUGCAGGGGCUUUUCGCAACUGCUGGCAAGCAGUUUAUUCCCAAGGAGGAGCUGAAAUUAUUGCUUAGACUUCACCCUGAUCUUUUAAAUCUACUUCUUUCUUUUUUCCAAUUUUGAAAUAUUUACAUUUACAGCCUCCAGUCACUUGAAAGCAUCAGGAAGGGGAAGGAAGAUUAGUCUGGGGUUUUACUGCCUCUCCAUCCCAAUUCUUUACAGACCUACAGGGGAGAAAAAGAGGGUAAAGUCUGUUUAAGCACAUGUGUGUGUACACAGAUGUGUACACACGUACACAAAUGCCCAACGUCUAGUUCCUUUGCUUUCUGCCGCUGCAUCUGAGCCUGUGCUUGAUAGGGUCCCAAGGUUGCCCUAGUAUGUACUAUAGGAAAGGCUUGCACUCUGCUGUGCUGCAUUAAAGCAAAACAUCUGCUUCCCAUUAAACCCGGGGCCCCCCUUUCCCCUCGGCAGGGUGGUUUAGCAAAACGCAUCAGCGGAGGUGAUGUCAGGAUGGGACUGUGAAGCUGGAUGUGUAGAGCUCCACGCAGAGCAGAUUGGGACUGUGUUUGCUGGUGGGGGAAGAAAGGCAGUGUUGUGUGAAAUGUGACCUGGGUCUCUAGACCCGUGCGUUUCACUCCGAUUCCCUUGAUCUCAGAGCUCUCCCAGCUUUGGGAAAACGGGCUCAGACCUUCAGGUGGUAAAUUUGCUCUGAUCCCACUGGCUUCUCCGGACCCACAAUGGUGUGACCAGCUGAGGGUAUGGCCCCGUUUCUCCAAAUUUGCCAAGCAGGCCAUUUCCCAAAGCACCUGCGCCUGGGUUAUCCAGCAGCUCUUGCCUCAUCGUGCUGGCUUUCUGUGUCACUAUUGCAUCGCCAGACCUUGCUGCUUCAGCAAACCUAGUGCUAAGGGUGGUGAACAGUGGCUUUCAUGUCAGUAGACCCUCACGAGUCCUGUUCAAGGACGAAGGAAGACCCCUGUCAGCCUGAGCUGGACUGCAGUUGGGUUGCAUUACUAUUGUUUACAGUGUGUAUAUAAGUGUACAUUUUCUUUAGCAGACAUUGGAAUUUUUUAUGUAUAGAUUUUUAUUUUUCAUCCUCAGAUGUAUUUAUUAGUCAGAGUAUUUCUGUUUCGUGAUUCAAGUUAUGUUGGAUUGAUGUCAGCUCUAUGAAACAGAAUGCACAUAUUUUUGUUUGUUUGUUUGUACCAAAUACAUGCACAAACCUGUCUAAAACAUUGCCGUGAAUUGUCACUGUGUCUGAUUUGUAAAACAGGAGCUGUCGGGGC
This is a messenger RNA of Dromaius novaehollandiae (emu), 5717 nucleotides long. It is a transcript of the gene ADRA1D, whose product is annotated as adrenoceptor alpha 1D. Gene Ontology annotation, cellular component: plasma membrane. The record is from RefSeq and is a predicted model, not a curated record. Bases 103 to 1629 code for a protein of 508 amino acids. Lineage: Eukaryota; Metazoa; Chordata; Aves; Casuariiformes; Dromaiidae. Gene Ontology annotation, molecular function: alpha1-adrenergic receptor activity. The transcript has 2 exons. Gene Ontology annotation, biological process: adenylate cyclase-activating adrenergic receptor signaling pathway; positive regulation of cytosolic calcium ion concentration; positive regulation of vasoconstriction.